Striga hermonthica is the source of this 561-nucleotide messenger RNA. The record is from the annotation of a GenBank genome assembly. NCBI's taxonomy places the organism in Eukaryota, Viridiplantae, Streptophyta, Magnoliopsida, Lamiales, Orobanchaceae.
AUGAGUCCCAACAAAAAUCAUUGUGUUGAUGGUGAAGAAGCUGAUAUUGAUUGCCCCUGCAACCCGGGAGCUCAGUACUAUGGUCGUGGGGUCUUUCCAAUAUACACUAGCACAACAUAUUGUCGCGCCGGCAAAGCACUGAAUGUAGAUUUGUUGAACCAUCCGGAGCUCGUCGAACAAAAUGCGACUCUCGCAUUCAUGAUCGCCAUGUGGAGGUGGAUGACUCCAAUUUUUGGCGAGCACAAACUAAUAAGAGGGGCCCAAAAAGUAAUAACGGUACCCUCGCCACACACUGUAUUUGUCAGCGACUGGAAGCCAACUAAAAAGGACAUCUUGUGGGGUAGAUUUACAGGGUCAUUAGCAACGGCUAUCAAUGCCAUGUACGGUGUUGAUUUUUGCGGAAAUCUAGGUAAUAGGCUCAAAAUGAACAACAUUGCAGAUUAUUACAACUAUUACCUUGACCUCAUAGGCGUCGACAGUGACCAAACUUGGGACCUCCUCAGCUGUAUGGACCAGAAACCUUUUAACCUGCCCAAGGAUUUGCGCCAGCUACUUGAAUGA